Molecule: messenger RNA, 1233 nt
Organism: Aspergillus pseudonomiae
Lineage: Eukaryota; Fungi; Ascomycota; Eurotiomycetes; Eurotiales; Aspergillaceae
Product: spliceosome-associated CWC15 family protein
Exons: 7
Coding region: 21-728 (235 amino acids)
Biological process (GO): mRNA cis splicing, via spliceosome
Cellular component (GO): catalytic step 2 spliceosome
Molecular function (GO): RNA binding
Source: RefSeq, a predicted model, not a curated record
CCCAGAUUCUGUAGCCCACCAUGACUACAGCACACAGACCCACAUUCGAUCCGGCACAAGGGAAAGAGGCCUUGCGUGGCCCUGCAUACCACCAGCGACUGCUCCCAGCACAUACGCACUUGAAAACUCGUCAACUCGGUCAGGGUGGUGAAGGCGAAGCUCAACAACGCGAUUUGCGCGCCGAAUUGCUCCAAGCCGAAGCCGCUCAUUUUGCGAAGAAGAGGGGUAUCCCCGUGGAUGAACCAACUGUUGGUAACACAGCACCCAAACGCCAAAUAGAAGGCGGUUCAUCUGGUGGUGAUCCAGCUGGGACAGAGGACGAAGAUCCGGAAGCCAAACGGCGGCGAAUACUAGAGGAGACGCGGGACAUAGAUGCGGAUUCGGAUGGGUCAGAGGAUGACAGUAGUGAAGAAGAAAGUGAUGAUGAAGAAGAUGAGGCCGCCGAGUUGAUGCGAGAACUGGAAAAGAUCAAGAAGGAGCGACAAGAACAGAAGGAGAAAGAAGAGCGCGAACGUGCUGCUGAAGAGGAAGAGAAACGGGAAUAUGAUAUUGCUAAAGGAAACCCGCUGCUUAACGCUCAGGACUUUAACUUGAAACGGCGCUGGGAUGACGACGUGGUUUUCAAGAACCAAGCCAGGGGAACCGAAGAUAAGAGAGGAAAGGAGUUUGUCAACGAUCUGCUGCGGUCGGACUUCCACAAGAGGUUUAUGGGCAAGUACGUCAGAUAAGUGGCUACUGGCACUCAAAGCCUACUGCGGUCCAUCCAAACUAAAAAUUGGAUACACCAUCGCAAUAUGAUGUCAUUGAUGCAAAUACAAAAAUGGCUCAACGACAUUUCGAUGGCUUGGUGAACUGUCAUGAUACAAUUUCCUGGCGCCAAGUCGAUACCUACGCCAUAUGCUGCUCUCACAUACCAGCUCGUAUAUCAGGCAGAGCUCUCUAUCUGUGUGGGAGGCUUAUCUGGGACAGUUGGGAUACAGUGGGCAAGGUUGUCGCACUAAGAUUGGAGUGCAAUGAUUCAAGCGCUCUAUUACUGGAGCCAAUUCCAUGAGAAUCAUUGUAUGGCACCAUCAAUGUCACUGGGAUAAUUCAUAGUUUGCAUCGUUUUCAUGGUUUACCAGAUGUCAUUUUCCUGCUCAACUACUGGCCAUAGUUCAGAGCCAGACUACCUUUACAGCUAAUGUACAUUGAAGCUGCAAGCACUACUACAAAUCCAUAUCGAAUGGAAAUGUA